UCUGCCGAAGUCGGGUCGAAGUCGGCUCCCAUGCUCGUGGGUUAGAAUUUGACCGAGGUGAAAGGGUCUUGUCGGGAAAAACCUCGACGAGAAAUGAUGAAAUCCUACAGGGAAAGCCUUAUAGACUUGAUAUCCCACGCGCUCCCAAGGCGCACUACGCUCUUUGCUCGACAUAUAUUUACCCUCCUCGCCUCUAGACUCUUCCACGAAACAUACUAGAAGAGACAUACCAGACAUCAAAGACACCAAAGACACACAAACCUCCUCCUUUUAAGAAAACAACACAUACGGCUGUCAUCUACCACGCCUACCAUUACAAAAUACUACCGCCACCAUGAUUGUCACACGUCUUAUCUCCCUGACGAAUUUCGCCGUCGCCUCUUCCGCACUCGGCUUCCAAGUCUUCGUCCUAUAUCCGUGGCACAACCAGCUAGACCAGUCGUUCGAGGAGCUCAAGAAAGAGCAUCUGAGGGUUCUUGAUGCAGUGAGAGAGGUCGCGAAGGAGGUGGACCCGAAUUCGCGAAAAGGCAUGGCCGAUUCCAUCUUGGGACGGCUAGGAAUCAGUGCUUUCAGCGGCAUUAAAAGUAUUUUCUUACCUGAACCAACCUCCCCACCUCUCCCAAGUGCCUUCGGCAACAGUAAUGCUGUGAAAUAUGUCGCCGACGGCGUCGCCAAUCUCUCUCCAGUCCCAGCCGAAUCGGGGAUGAGGUUGUCGGACAUUGCAAGAUACGCUUUCUCAGGAGCCGCCUGCUGUUCCUUUACACAUGCUAUUCUCACCCCCGUUGACGUUGUCAAGACCAGAGUCCAAUUGGAACCCCUUAUUUACAACCGAGGUCUCACCGGGGGCGUGCGCCAAAUCGUUGUGGCUGAUGGUGCCUCAGCCCUCCUAACAGGAUUAGGUCCAACAGCAACCGGAUACUUCUUACAAGGUGCCUUCAAAUUCGGUGGCUACGAGUUCUUUAAGAGGAGAACGAACGACUGGCUAGGGCCGGAGGCGGCUGCCGCUAAUCGUAAUACUGUGUAUCUUGCUUCUUCUGCCGCGGCUGAGCUUCUCGGAGACGUGCUACUUUGCCCAUUCGAGGCUGUUCGUAUCAGACUAGUAUCGCAACCGUCGUUCGCUCCCGGCAUGUUGCCUGCGUUAGCUAAGAUGGCCAAGAACGAGGGAAUGUCCGGACUUUACUCGGGGUUCACACCGAUCGUAUUAAAACAGGUCCCAUAUACGAUGGCAACCUUUGUGGUGUACGAGAAAGCCCUUGAGGCAGCAUAUUCGUGGGUCGACAAAGAAACAGCAUCUAAUGCGACGCUCUCGGGUGUUAAUCUCGGCUGUGGAUUGAUCGCUGGUAUGGCGGCUGCCAUCGUUUCGCAGCCUGCAGACACUGUGUUAAGUAAGAUCAACAAGGAGAAGGGACGUCCAGGUGAGGGAACAGCUCGACGAAUCGUCAAUAUUGUCGGCCAGCUUGGCCUGCGUGGAAGUUAUGCCGGCAUUGGUCCACGUCUCGUCAUGGUGGGUGGAAUGACAGCCGUACAAUUCGGAAUAUAUGGUCACAUUCAGAGAGCUCUGGGCUCAAUCGGCAGCAUCUCUGAAAUAAAGAAGGUGUUCAAGGUGGGAAGCCUUAGUGCUAAGGAGGCGGCGAAAUACUGAACACAAGUCGUUGACAAGCUCUCACACUUGUUCGCGUUAGGGUGUUCAUACCUGGCGUAUAACUCCGAGUGACAAGUGAAGCUGGAGGGUAAUAUUUCUAAGAUGCUAUAUCUGAUUCGAGAAUUCGAGCAGACAUGUUUUGUAAGACGGUUGGAUAUAAUAAACUGUUAGAUAUGAGACUAUAGACAAUAGAAAUAGAGAGGGACGACGAGGUAUAUAUUUAGGAAUAUAGCAACAGAAUUGAUUGAUUUGAAUAAUGAAUCUGUUUGUAUUUCAGAAAAGCAGAAGAGCAGAACCAGUACGAGAGCACAAAGCAUUUGAAAUGGUGCCCAGGUGGUUAUAAGAAGAGGGGUUUUCGGACUUGAGGACAAUCCUGGGAAGAUUUG
This is a messenger RNA of Hypoxylon fragiforme, 2028 nucleotides long. Its product is annotated as mitochondrial phosphate carrier protein. The record is from RefSeq and is a predicted model, not a curated record. The transcript has 8 exons. Bases 335 to 1642 code for a protein of 435 amino acids. Gene Ontology annotation, biological process: mitochondrial phosphate ion transmembrane transport. Gene Ontology annotation, molecular function: phosphate transmembrane transporter activity. NCBI's taxonomy places the organism in Eukaryota, Fungi, Ascomycota, Sordariomycetes, Xylariales, Hypoxylaceae. Gene Ontology annotation, cellular component: mitochondrial inner membrane.